Molecule: messenger RNA, 1893 nt
Organism: Stylonychia lemnae
Lineage: Eukaryota; Ciliophora; Spirotrichea; Sporadotrichida; Oxytrichidae
Source: the annotation of a GenBank genome assembly
AUGAAAUUAUCCAAAAAGUAAUUAAAUUCAAUUUCAUAUAAAGUACUAUAGAUUAAGGAUAAUUAGAUAGUGCUUAUUCAAGGUGAAACUGGAUCAGGCAAAACCACAUAAGUGCCUAAAAUUUUAUUCGAGGCUAGAAAAGAAUUGCACAAUAAACAUACAAUAGCUAUCACAUAGCCGAGAAGAGUAGCUGCCAUAAGUUUAGCUAUGAGAGUUUCUCAAGAAUUAAAUAAGCAAGUAGGAGACGUGGUUGGAUACAGAGUUAGAUUUGAGGAGAAAUUGUCAGUCAGGACUAGGAUUAAGUUCUUGACUGAUGGUAUGCUUUUAAGAGAGGCAAUUAUUGAUUCUAAUCUUAAAUAGUACGGAAUUGUAAUUCUCGAUGAGGCUCAUGAAAGAACUGUCAAUUCUGAUACUCUAAUGGCAUUGCUCAAGAAAAUUGCAUCUUAAAGAUAAGAUGCCACCUUAGAAGUUGAAAAGUUUUGCAAGUACUUCGGGACUGAAGCAGUAGUUGAAGUCAAAGGUAGAACUUUCCCAAUUGAGAUAUAUAAUAUACUAGGAGAGGAAGAGGAUGGUGAUAUUUUAUCAUUUUUGACAGGCUAGGAAGAUAUUGAGGAGGCUGAAGUGAUAUUAAAGGAGAAAUUCUAAAUAUUCGGACUUUAAGAUUAAGUUGUGAUACUUCCAUUAUAUGCUAAUUUGCCUUCAGAGUAAUAAAUGAGAGUGUUCAAAGCUUAUCCAUAAAGAAAGAUAAUACUUUCAACAAACAUAGCUGAAACAUCAGUAACCAUCUCUGGAGUAAGAUAUGUAAUUGAUAGUGGAUUGGUAAAAAUUAGAACAUAUAAAAACUCUACUGGAAUUGAUGCUCUUAAAGUUGAACCUAUAUCGUAGAAUUCUGCAAUUUAAAGAGCAGGUAGAGCUGGAAGAGAAAGAGCUGGGAAAUGCUUUAGAUUAUUUACAGAGGAGUCUUUCAAAGAAUUAGAGCCAAAUACCAUCCCAGAGAUUAUGAGAUGCAAUUUAAGUGGAGUGAUAUUAAAUCUAAAAGCAAUAGGGAUCAAGGAUGUGAGCAAGAUUGACUUUAUAGAUAAGCCUACUUAGCAAAGCUAUGUUAGUGCUUUCCAAAUUCUUAUGAAGCUGGGAACAUUAAAUCCAUAAAAUGCAGAACUUACUUAAUUAGGAUAGGAGAUGGCUAUUUUGCCAACGGAGCCACUAUUUUCCAAACUUCUCAUUACUGCUUUAAAAGAUGAAUAUAUUGAGAUCAAAGACAGCAUUAGUGCGAUAGUAGGUCUUCUAUCAGUGGAAAACAUUCUUUUCUAGCCAAAGGGAUAAGAGAGUAUUGUCUUGAAGAAGAGGAAAAAAUUCAUUAAUACAGAAAGUGAUCAUCUGACCUUGCUAAAUAUUUUCAGCCAUUUUAAAGAGGUUUACAAAACAAAAUCUAAAAAAGAUGCAAUAGAAUUCGCGAGAGAGCAUUUUUUCAAUGAUAAAUCACUAGUCAAAGCUCUUUUGAUUAAGGAGUAGUUGGAUGAUUACCUGAAGUAGAUUAUUGAUAAGAGAAAUAAGAAUUAAGUUAGUUAGAUGAAAUAGGAUGGGGAGACUGAAAAGAUGAGUGAUUACCAAGAGAUAUAAAUAUCCAACAAGGAAAAGUAGCAAAAGGUAGUAAGAUGUCUGAAGGAUGGUCUAAUUCUUAACGUGGCUACAUUAGAGAAAGGAAAUCAAUAUAAGACAAUGAAUAAUGAGGAAUGCUCUAUCCAUCCUUCAUCAUUUUUAAUUGGUAGUGAUAUUAAAAAAGGAUCUAAAGAACCCGGCAAAGUUCUUAGACAGAAGAUUAUUUUUUCAGAGAUUAUCAAUACAACUAAGAAUUACUUAAAGUACGUGACUGACAUUACAUUUAUUGAUUGA